AUGGAUCCCCAGUAUUCGCAACCGCUGUUAGCACCUGAGGACCAGGACUUUUAUAGGAGUAUCCUCCACCGGCUCGCGCACGAGUCCCCAAUCAGAGGGUCGACGGGGCUGGAUAUGACGCUAGCUCUGGAAAAGGAGCUGAUCCGUGCACAGGAAAACAAUGAUUCGGAAGAGUAUAAGAAUGUUAUUUGGGGCAUGCUGAAACCCCUGGUGGACUCGCUCAUGUCGGCAGCUCACCGUGCUGCGCCAUACACUUAUUUUGACAAUGUGGCUCCACGUGAGUACCCAGUUACUAGAGACGAGGAAGAGUACUUCAAGACGGAUAGCAUUUUUGACUCGGACGAAGAACGCGGGGGUGAUGACGACUUUGACGGCGGUUCAAAGCCUAUGUUAAGGGAACAAGAACAAAGCUUAAGGAAGAAGGAAGAACUCCGCAAGAAACGUGAGGAUGACGAAACGAUGUUGAUCGAACAAAAGAAGGUUGUGGAUGAUAAGGGAACCGUUCUCAAUACCGUCGGCCCAUUCGCCCCUCCGCGUCUCACCGUUAGGGCCACCACGUACACCUUUCCGAGUCGUAGGUCACUGGAGCAGCGUACCGUGCCUCCACCUGCCGAAUCGUCGUCUGGGGAAGAUGAAGCAGGUGAUGAGGAAGCCGCAAACGUGGAUGUUACCUCUCUUUGCUCAUCGGGAAGUGGAGAGGCAGUGUCGCACCUAACAAGCUUUAUGGAGCCACUUUCCAACGACUCGCUAAAAAAGAUGAGCGAGAGCGCGAAGGUUAAGGUGAAACCAUCCUCUUCUAACCGUGAGUACAUUGUUCAAAUAGUCAAAACGGCCGUUCGGCUUGGGUGCGAAAAGGCUUGCGCUCUCAUAGACAAGCACAAGUUCAUUGAGGAUAUGACCAACCGCGUGCAGACGGGACCCCUUCAGACCGCAGCAAGCAUUGAUUUUCUUCAGUCCCUUCCAGAGCAGUUGAAGCAUGCGCUGAGCCACAUGUUGGGUCUGUGGGAAGAAAGCCCGCAGGUGGAAGAAAUGUGGGAGCGCAUGGUAGCAAUGGGUUUUCUUGCAGUCUUAACCAAUCUCCGACUCAAACCACUGAAAAGAAUCACCUCCGAGUUGGGAGUCUCGGUCCCAGACACGAAUUCCACGGAGAAAUUCUGCGAGGCCAUCGUCUUCGCUGCUUUCCCACGGGAGCGCGUUCGUGCUAGGAAAUCCCGCUCCAAGAGGCAAAAGACACUCGCCUUCACGGUUCCGCCUUCCCUGAUGCGGUGUAAGGGUGACAUGGGGUUUAUCACCUUUCAGGUGGAAAAUAUAUCCCUCUUACCCAAAGACAGUGAGCGUCGUUACUCACCCGAGUUUGAGUUCGGUCAGAUGAAGUGGAGCCUUCUUUGUAUGGCAAACAAGAGUAAUUUAGCACUCUACCUCUGCCAAACGGAGACAGUGUACUGCAAGUUUCUAAUAUCGGUUAUCAACCACCUAAGUAAGGACGAUUCUAUCUGCAACGAGGGCACACAGCGUUUCUUCGCGAGGUCGCAGGAAAAUGAUUGGGGAUUCAACAACGUUGCCCGAUUCGAUGAGUUGCUGAACCCGCGCAAAGGCUUCUGGCACAAGGAAAAUGACAGCAUCACCAUUGAGGUUGGCAUUGUUAUCGUAGAGGCUCCCAAGACGACCGUUUCUUCGAAGAAUGUAUCCAACAAAGAUAAACCCGCCGGACCAAAAGUAGACGAAAGGGCGGUGCGCCAACUCAUCGAGGAUGAAAAGAUUGCGCAAUUGAAAAAAAGAGUUAAGCAGGAGAUAUCGAAGACGCUGAAAGACGAGGAGAAGACACGAAAGGAUACGGUACAGCGGGCAACUAAGGGCUUUCACGAUAUUUUGGAGCGCUUUAAGAGCGAAAAGCAACGCAUCGUAAGGGAAUUGGCCGAACGCGAGCGCCGGGAGCAGUUAGAACGCCAGAGGGAACAAGAGAUUAUCAAACAAGCCCAAGAGCAAAAUGCGGAGAUGGCAAGGGGCAUUGAAGAAAUGAAGCGCACCAUCACCAAUCUUGCUCGCGAAAAGAAGGAACUCACCCACGACAUUAAGGAGCUCAAGAAAGCCGGUGAGAAACUCGCUAACGAACUCAAUGUCAUUGCUGAACGGAAGGCCACGCUGUUGAAGAAAAUAAGAUCGUAUGAAACCAAGAUUUCGGAGGGUCAGCAUCAUCUGGAAGAGUUGCAACAGGACCCAGUGCUUUCAUUUCCGGUAGGUGGCGAAAGCGAUGGAAUUGACGAAAUCGUGUCGGCACAACUUCAGGACAUCCUCGAGAGAUUGUCGUGA
Molecule: messenger RNA, 2310 nt
Organism: Trypanosoma brucei brucei TREU927
Lineage: Eukaryota; Euglenozoa; Kinetoplastea; Trypanosomatida; Trypanosomatidae
Exons: 1
Coding region: 1-2310 (769 amino acids)
Molecular function (GO): protein binding
Source: RefSeq, a predicted model, not a curated record